This is a messenger RNA of Hippoglossus stenolepis (Pacific halibut), 791 nucleotides long. RefSeq names its product coiled-coil-helix-coiled-coil-helix domain containing 10 (gene chchd10). The record is from RefSeq and is a predicted model, not a curated record. Bases 151 to 576 code for a protein of 141 amino acids. NCBI's taxonomy places the organism in Eukaryota, Metazoa, Chordata, Actinopteri, Pleuronectiformes, Pleuronectidae. The transcript has 4 exons. Gene Ontology annotation, cellular component: nucleus; mitochondrion. Gene Ontology annotation, biological process: mitochondrion organization.
GAACGCUGCAAGGUCAAUUGCAUGCACGUGAGCUGCCGGCCUGCCACUGACAGACACCCGGCGGUGACCCGAGCAGAGACAUACGUGAGAAUAGGACCGCAUUUUGCAGAAGUUCACCGGUACGAGCUGCACUAAUAGGUGGUGUGAAACAUGGCCAGAGGAAGCCGCAGCCGCCCCCCAGCUCCAGCUAGCCCAGCUCCAUCUUAUGCUCCAGCUCCAGCUCAUCCGCCUCCUGCCUCCCUGGCCCCGGCUCCUGCUCAGUCCCAGGGACCUGGUAUCAUGGCCCAGAUAGCUACUACAGCUGCAGGGGUGGCCGUAGGCUCGGCUGUGGGCCACGUUGUUGGCAGCGCUCUCACAGGAGCUUUCAGUGGCAGUGGCAGCAGCAGUCAAGAGCCCGCCAAGUCCUCGUACCAGGACCCUCCCCGGCCUGCUCCAGCCCAGCCAGCCCCCUGUCACUUUGAGGUCAAACAGUUUCUGGACUGUGCCAGCAACCAAACUGACCUGACUUUAUGUGAGGGUUUCAACGAGGCACUCAAACAGUGCAAGCACUCCCACGGUGUGACUUCACUGGUGUGAAGGACGGAUGUCAGCUGCCAUGACCAACAGAUUUUAGUCAUGAGAGAUGCCACAUAAACACACCCACCCUAACACACACACAAACACACAUCUGAAUGCUGCUCCUCAGGCCAUCAGCAUGGUGGUUCUGUUUGUUUUGUUGAUCGAAGUGAAAUAUUUUUACAUAAUGGACAGUGACCUAGAUUUAAUAAACAGAUGUUAUCUAUUUCUGUUAA